Anoplopoma fimbria (sablefish) is the source of this 1173-nucleotide messenger RNA. RefSeq names its product dual specificity phosphatase 12 (gene dusp12). Gene Ontology annotation, cellular component: nucleus. Gene Ontology annotation, molecular function: protein tyrosine/serine/threonine phosphatase activity. The coding region runs from base 261 to 1160 and encodes 299 amino acids. The record is from RefSeq and is a predicted model, not a curated record. Gene Ontology annotation, biological process: protein dephosphorylation. Lineage: Eukaryota; Metazoa; Chordata; Actinopteri; Perciformes; Anoplopomatidae. The transcript has 8 exons.
CGCCUGUUUGUUUCCGCCCGGACAAUUCCACGGACGAACCAAACACCUCAGUCAAAGCAUGAGUAAAAGAUUCUUCAUAACAUUACUUUAUGAGCUGUCUCUGCCUCAGUGACUUCACGUUUUCUUUCACAUCGAGCUCGGCUUUAUGUGUUGUUGUAGUCAGUUGUUUUCAACCCAGUCCGUCUAUUACGUGUUAAAAGCAGAGUUGUACCGGAAGAACUAAAACAAGUGGCAGGCGAACGAGGUGAGAUAACUAAGUCAUGCUCCUGGUGGACCCCGGUCUGUACAUCGGCACUGCGGCCGACCUCAAUGACAGCCAGGCAUUGGCCGACGCAGCUGUCACUCACAUCCUGUCCGUGGACUCUGUGGACCCCGCCCCUCUGGUUCCUGCUGAUGGGGGCUUCCGUAGGAAGUGGGUCAACGUUCUGGAUGAGGUGACCUCUGACCUCCUGAGUCACAUGGACGUCUGCUUCCUGUUCAUUCAGGAGGCUUUGGAUGGAGGCAGCGCUGCACUCGUUCACUGUCAGGCCGGUCGGAGUCGCAGUGCCACAAUCGUUACUGCUUAUCUAAUGAAGAGAUACCAGCUGGGCUUCACUGAGGCUUACCAUAAACUGAAGACUGUCAAACAGGACGUACAGGUCAACCCUGGGUUUGAGGAGCAGUUAUGUCUGUACGAGGCCCUGCAGUGUGAAGUGGACACCUCCAGUCCUCUGUACAAACAGUACAGACUGACCAAGAUCACAGAGAAGUACCCCGAGUUGCAGCACGUCCCCAGGGAGCUGUUUGCCGUCGACCCUGCCCACUCCAGCUCCUCUGAAGUGUCCUAUCGCUGCAGGAAGUGCAGACGAACUCUGUUCCGUAGCUCCAGUAUUCUCAGUCAUCCGGUAGGAGAAGGAGCGCAUGCCUUUGGUUACAAGAAGUCCAGUAACAGCACUGGAGACAUCCAGUGUACUUCUUACUUCAUCGAACCUGUGCAGUGGAUGGAACAGGCUUUACUCGGAGUGAUGGACGGACAGCUGCUCUGUCCUAAGUGCAGCUCUAAGCUGGGCUCAUUCAGCUGGUGUGGUGAUCAGUGUUCGUGUGGUCGCUGGGUCACUCCCGCCUUCCAGCUGCACCGUAACAGACUGGAUGAGAUCCGACAGCUCAACAUACAGAAAUGACAUUUUAUAACUG